Molecule: messenger RNA, 747 nt
Organism: Oncorhynchus gorbuscha (pink salmon)
Lineage: Eukaryota; Metazoa; Chordata; Actinopteri; Salmoniformes; Salmonidae
Product: beta-1,3-N-acetylglucosaminyltransferase manic fringe-like
Exons: 5
Coding region: 376-747 (123 amino acids)
Cellular component (GO): membrane
Molecular function (GO): glycosyltransferase activity
Source: RefSeq, a predicted model, not a curated record
UGCUUGGUGAUUGACUGUGUGUUCUUCUAGAGAGAGGUGCCGUUCUGCUUGGUGAUUGACUGUGUGUGUUUCUAGAAAGAGGUGCCGUUCUGCUUGGUGAUUGACUGUGUGUUCUUCUAGAGAGAGGUGCCGUUCUGCUUGGUGAUUGACUGUGUGUGUUUCUAGAAAGAGGUGCCGUUCUGCUUGGUGAUUGACUGUGUGUGUUUCUAGAAAGAGGUGCCGUUCUGCUUGGUGAUUGACUGUGUGUGUUUCUAGAAAGAGGUGCCGUUCUGCUUGGUGAUUGACUGUGUGUAUUCUUCUUUCUAGAAUGAAGUGCAGUUCUGGUUUGCCACGGGAGGAGCAGGCUUCUGUCUGAGUCGCAGACUAGCUGAGAAGAUGGCUCCAUGGGCUAGUGGUCCCAGGUUUGAGCAGACGUCAGCAGUGAUCCGUCUGCCAGAUGACUGUACAGUAGGCUUCAUCGUAGAGAGAAGACUGGGGAUAUCCAUGGUCCACAGUUCAAUGUUCCACUCUCACCUGGAGAACCUGCUACUGCUGACGCCCAGCAAUAUACCUCUACAGGUGACUCUUAGUUAUGGGCUGUUUGAAAACAAGAUGAACAGUGUGGAGCUGAAUAGACUCUUCUCCAAGGAGGAUGAUCCCUCCAGGUUUAAGACGGUCCACUGUCUACUCUAUCCACUGACCAGCUGGUGCCUUGAAGAGUCCAACUCCCAGCAGCACCUUGUCGUUUACUACUUCCAACAAAUCUAA